Messenger RNA from Linum trigynum, 384 nucleotides. The record is from the annotation of a GenBank genome assembly. NCBI's taxonomy places the organism in Eukaryota, Viridiplantae, Streptophyta, Magnoliopsida, Malpighiales, Linaceae.
AUGCAUGACAUCAUCAGAUUCCUCGAGGGUCGCCUUGACUUCCUGGUCCGAGCCACCUUUUUUAUCAACCGCAGGCUAACCCGGGGAGUUGAUUCCAGCUGCUGGGUCGCACAGCGCAUGGGGAGGCCUCCUGCUUGCUUCCUCGAACUCACCGUCUUCACCACGUCACCCUUCGCCAGGCCAUCCUCGCGUAGCUGCAGGGGGAGAACACCUGGUUUUGGGGCAGCAGCUGGGAGAUCACUACCACAAUCCAUCUCGUCUUCCUAUGAAUCUUCCUCCAGGAUGAGACGGCGACGACGGGUCUGUUCAAGUACCUCCGCGAUCGGAUCCGCCGGCACCCGAGCUUUGGGAUUGUGCCUUGGACGUCGGCCAGUAGGAGCGUGA